Symphalangus syndactylus (siamang) is the source of this 869-nucleotide messenger RNA. RefSeq names its product potassium voltage-gated channel subfamily E regulatory subunit 2 (gene KCNE2). Gene Ontology annotation, molecular function: delayed rectifier potassium channel activity; potassium channel regulator activity; transmembrane transporter binding. Lineage: Eukaryota; Metazoa; Chordata; Mammalia; Primates; Hylobatidae. Gene Ontology annotation, cellular component: membrane; voltage-gated potassium channel complex. Gene Ontology annotation, biological process: regulation of heart rate by cardiac conduction; potassium ion export across plasma membrane; membrane repolarization during action potential. The record is from RefSeq and is a predicted model, not a curated record.
AUAGAGAAUAAGUGUGAGGGCCAGGACUGGACCUGGGCAAUCAACUUGGAUCCCUGCUCCUUUCUUCUGCUUCUUGGAAGCUAUUAGAGAUGGGGUCUGACUAUGUUACCCAGUCUGGUCUUGAACUCUUGGCCUGUGAUCCUCCCUCCUUGGCCUCCCAAAAUGCUGAGAAUACAGCAGGAGGGAAGCAUGUCUACUUUAUCCAAUUUCACACAGACACUGGAAGACGUCUUCCGAAGGAUUUUUAUUACUUACAUGGACAAUUGGCGCCAGAACACGACAGCUGAGCAAGAGGCCCUCCAAGCCAAAGUUGAUGCUGAGAACUUCUACUAUGUCAUCCUGUACCUCAUGGUGAUGAUUGGAAUGUUCUCUUUCAUUAUCGUGGCCAUCCUGGUGAGCACUGUGAAAUCCAAGAGACGGGAACACUCCAAUGACCCCUACCACCAGUACAUUGUGGAGGACUGGCAGGAAAAGUACAAGAGCCAAAUCUUGAAUCUAGAAGAAUCGAAGGCCACCAUCCAUGAGAACAUGGGUGCGGCUGGGUUCAAAAUGUCCCCCUGACAAGGGAGAAAGGCACCAAGCUAACAUCUGACGUCCAGACAUGAAGAGAUGCCGGUGCCACGAGGCAAAUCCAAAUUGUCAUUGCUUGGAAGAAAGUGAGUUCCUUGCUCUCUGUUGAGAAUUUUCAUGGAGAUUAUGUGGUUGGCCAAUAAAGAUAGAUGACAUUUCAAACUCAAUGAUUUAUGUUUGCUUGUUGGAGCAAUAUUUUGUGCUGAAGACCUCUUUUACUUUCUGGGCAAGUAAAUGUCAUUUUAAUCAAUAUCAAUGGCGAAAAUAAAGCCAAAUUUGAAGUAAAGUGUCUGGGCAGU